AUGCCACAAAGCUGUGCCAUAGAGCAGAGCAGAGGAGCUGGAAAGAGAGAGCAGGGGUUCGAGCGGAACAGGGGACGAAGCGAUCGGCCGCCCGCCGGUUCUCGAAGGCAGCUUCUCCUCGUCCAGCUCAUGCUGCCACGGCUGGCGAACCCGUACAGCGGCCAGACCGACUUUGCGCAGCUCGCACGAGAUGUCCCAUCCUUUGCUGCGUUCUUGCAGGAUGGUCACUCUGGACGGUUGACGAUUGACUUUCAGGAUGAUGCGGCUGUCCGUGCCUUGACAGCAGCACUGCUCGAGCGAGACUUUCGCCUGCGCAUAGAGCUUCCUUCUGACCGUCUCUGUCCUACGAUUCCGAGCCGCCUCGAAUACCUCCUCUUCGUCCUGCGCCUCGCGCUCCUCACCUCCGAGGAGCCCUUGCCCAGCACUCUCACCGGUCUCGACAUCGGCACGGGAGCCUCAGCGAUCUACCCUCUCCUCGCCAUCCGCACCGCCAAAUCUGCCUCGUCCUCCUCGACUUCCCCGUUUCCUCCACUCAAGAUGCUCGCGACUGACAUCAACGAUCACUCGCUCGACUUUGCCAAGCGCAACGUCGUUGCGAACGAUCUGACGGAAGCGGUACAGCUCUUCAAGGUUGACGCGGAAGGGGCGACCUUCCCGGAGGAAGUGGUGAAUGCGGUCGAGCAGAUCGACUUCACGAUGUGCAACCCGCCCUUCUACGACUCGCACGAAGAAAUCGCCGCAUCGCUCGCCAAAAAGGAACUCGAGCCAUUCUCUAAAUGCACGGGCGCGGAUAACGAGAUGGUCACGCCAGGAGGGGAAGUGGCGUUCGUCUCGCGCAUGGUGGAAGAGUCACUCGUCCUCGGGAAGCAGAAGAUCCGAUGGUUCACAUCGCUACUUGGCAAGUACUCCAGCAUCUCGCCGCUCGUCGACUUGCUCAAAUCGAAGAAGAUUCGGAACUACCACGUCCACGCCCUCCCGCCGCACGGGUACACGAUUCGCUGGGUCCUGAGCUGGUCGCUGCAAGACAAGCGCUUUCCUCUCGACUCGGUCGGUGACCCAGAUGCGCCCUCGACACCGACAUCAGCCCCCUCAUUUCCUCUCACGCGCUUCCUCUCCCCCGCAACUCUCCCAGCAACAUACUUCACUCCUCCUUUUCCCUCCUCUUUCUCCUCCCGAGAUCCUCUCGAGCACGUCCGAGAGACGCUCGAUGAGGUCUUGCGGGAAUUGGUGGGUGAGCCUAUUGGCGCGAGUGCGGAGGAACAGGGAGGAAGGAGGAAGAGGCGGCGCGUCGUGCGGUCUCACGAAGGGGGAAGCGUGGUGAGUGGGUUGGAGUGGCGGUGGAGCGAAACGGCGGGGGAAAGCGAGGGGGAGGAGGCGGAAGAGAGGGAGGUUUGGAUCAAGGCUUGGAGGAACGUUUGGUCGCGUAAGGCUCGGCGCGCGAGUACACACGCGCCUAGCACGACGGCGGGAGAAGAUGGUUCGACGACGACUAGUCCGCUACUCGAGCUACGAAUCAGCCUCGAGGUCGUCUCUUCCUCCUCCGCCUCUCCUUCUGCCUCGCCGCCUCCUCCGCGUCCAGUCUCACAAACAAAGCCACAACCACAAGCGAAGCUCACCCUCACCUGGUACCGCGGCUUUGACGCCGAGUACCCUUCGCUCACGGGGUUCUGGGGAUACUUGACGCGUAAAGUGGGCGAGCGGGUUAAGGCACUCGGCGGCGGGACGGAGAGGGAGGCGGAGGAGGCGGGAGAAGGCAAGGGGAGGAAGCGCAGGAGAGAUGAGGGGGGCGAGAAGGCGGGCGAGGUGGAGCCAAGUUGA
Messenger RNA from Rhodotorula toruloides NP11, 1818 nucleotides. Its product is annotated as ribosomal RNA large subunit methyltransferase F. The record is from RefSeq and is a predicted model, not a curated record. Gene Ontology annotation, cellular component: nucleus. The coding region runs from base 1 to 1818 and encodes 605 amino acids. Gene Ontology annotation, biological process: rRNA base methylation. Gene Ontology annotation, molecular function: 23S rRNA (adenine(1618)-N(6))-methyltransferase activity. Lineage: Eukaryota; Fungi; Basidiomycota; Microbotryomycetes; Sporidiobolales; Sporidiobolaceae. The transcript is spliced from 11 exons.